Saccostrea echinata is the source of this 2395-nucleotide messenger RNA. Its product is annotated as alpha-catulin-like. NCBI's taxonomy places the organism in Eukaryota, Metazoa, Mollusca, Bivalvia, Ostreida, Ostreidae. Gene Ontology annotation, biological process: Rho protein signal transduction; cell adhesion. Gene Ontology annotation, molecular function: actin filament binding; cadherin binding. The coding region runs from base 66 to 2387 and encodes 773 amino acids. The record is from RefSeq and is a predicted model, not a curated record. The transcript is spliced from 16 exons.
UUAACCUUUGACCUAGAGAAAUACGUCACUUUCUUCAGCUGCAUCGGACUGAUUGAUAAAAAAGAAUGGCUGGACCACAGGCAAAUGAUGCCCGAUUGUCUUUGGAAAUUCGUACAAAAUCUGUGGAGCAAACACUUAUUCCAUUAGUAACACAGAUUACAACCUUGGUAAACCACAAAGAGAGACCUCGAGUGACAGAGAAAACCACACAGGCCCUGGUUAGGGUCGGUCAAGCGGUGUGUUUGGCGGUGGAGCGGUUUGUGUCUGUAGGACAGACCAUUGCUGAUGAGAACCCUGAGAUCAGUACAGACAUGUGUCAGGCUUGUGUGGAAGCCAGAAAUGCAGGAGCCAGCAUUCAGCAGCUGACAGCGGGUGAUUCAGCCUCACACAGGAAUGGUAAACACAUUGCUGAGAAGACAGCUAUGGUCAGGGCGGCCCGGCAGUUGUUAUCAGCUGUUACCAAAGUCUUACUUCUAGCUGACAAAGUCAUUGUUAAACAAUUACUUAUAUCCAAAGACAAGGUGUCCAAUACACUAAAUGAACUGUACUCUGUAACAACAUUUACAGAUUUUGUAAACAUUUUCUCUCAGUUUGGAAAUGAGAUGGUAGAACUAGCUCAUCUAACUGGAGACAGACAGAAUGAUUUAAAAAGUGAGAAACACAGAGCUCAGAUGGGGGCAGCAAGGGCAGUGCUAGAGAAAUCCACCAUGAUGCUACUACCAUCCUGUAAGGUGUGUUUAAGGCAUCCAGAUUGUGAGACAGCCAAAGAAAACAGAGAGGGUGUGUUCAAACUAAUGAAGGGUGCACUAAGUAUGAUCCGUCACAUUGUCACAGAUGAGGGAGGGAACCAGGCCAAUGGAAAUGUAUCACCAGAACUUAAUGGUGAUUCAGGAAUAGGAUUGGACAAUUACUUCUCUGCUUGUAAAGCUUUCAAGGAGUUUGAGGAUCACGUUGAAAUGACCCGUGUGACGGGGGUUACCUCCAGUUGUAAGGAGAAGUUGAAUGGUGCCUUUGACUCCCUGGUGGAGACGAUACAGGAUUUUACAGACUCAGCCUAUACCUCUCACCAACACAGGGAAUCCAUCAUACAAAUGUGUGACAGACUUAAGUCAGAACUCAGUGCUUUACUCAGAACUUGUAAGAACCAAAGAAAUUCCCCAAAUCCUAGUCCUGAAAUGGAGACGGCCAUACUUAGGACUCUGACCGCAGCCAAAUCACUCAACAAACAGCUCCAAGACACUGCCACAGACCAGGCUUCAGAGUUGUUUAAAGCUAAUGAAGACCAUGAGAUUCUGAAACAUUUAAAGGCAGCGGGAAAUAGUGGGGACCAGCAAAGGGUGACAGAGAUGACAGUGAAGUUUGAGGAGCACAUGCAACAGCUGGAGGAGGUCUGCAAAUUAUUUCGUCAUAUAGCUACAAAUGAACAACUUGUUAUUGCUGCAGAACACAAUGAGUUUGUUUUGAAGAACUUAGGACCACUUACUCUCCUAGCUGCCCAGGCUUUGUCCAUGUAUCCUAACAGUAAGAUAGCACAGGAAAAUCUGGAUAUGUUUGCCGAGUCAUGGGAGACGCAGAUCAAUGACCUGUCAAUCAUGGUCAAGGAGAUCAAUGAUGUGUGUCAGGGAAGGGGAGAUAAACCAGUGUACAUGUCACUCCCAAGACCUGGGAAACAUGGUACUAACUCUCGUGGUGUGAGGCCUGUGAAGUUGGAUGCUGAGGAACAAGCUAAAAUAGCAAAACUUGGUCUGGAAAUGAAAUUAAUUACAUCAGAAAUGGAUGCAGAGACUGACAAAUGGGAGGAACCAGAUAAUGAUAUUGUCAAGCGUGCCAAGAACAUGUCUAGUAUGGCCUUUUCCAUGUACCUGUUUACCCGUGGAGAGGGACCACUAAAAACCACACAGGACCUAUUUAUCCAGGCGGAAUACUUCUCAUCAGAAGGCAAUAAACUGUACAAAACUGUCAGGGACUUCAGUGAUAAGGUGCCCUUGUGUGUUCACCGCGAGGAACUGAUGACACAUCUAGAGAGAAUCCCUGCUUGUUGCCAGCAGCUUCACUCCAUCCUUAGAACUCAGACGAGUGGGAAAACUGCCACAUUUAACAAGGUUGACAAUGCAAUCCAAGAAACAAAGAACUUGAUGAACAUUAUUGCAAAAGUUGUGACCACUUCAUUUGUGUGUGCAACAAAGUAUAAUAUAGACUACAGAAAAUCUCCCGGCUCAAGUCGUCGCUGGAGAAGCUCAGGUGAGGCCCGCUCAGCUACAAGCAGUGAUAACGAGUCUAUGUACAGUAGUUCUAUGUCAGACGGACUGAACAAAAGUUCAUCAUCCAAUAAACAGUUUUCUGCAAGCAACACUAGUCUGGAGCGACAACCCUCUGGUUCCAACUAGGAGCUCCA